Pangasianodon hypophthalmus (striped catfish) is the source of this 762-nucleotide messenger RNA. Its product is annotated as gamma-crystallin M2-like. The transcript is spliced from 3 exons. Gene Ontology annotation, biological process: lens development in camera-type eye; visual perception. The record is from RefSeq and is a predicted model, not a curated record. Gene Ontology annotation, molecular function: structural constituent of eye lens. NCBI's taxonomy places the organism in Eukaryota, Metazoa, Chordata, Actinopteri, Siluriformes, Pangasiidae. Bases 82 to 612 code for a protein of 176 amino acids.
UUAUACCCAGUACAGUGUCAGCUCACCAGUCGGAAACGACUUUGACAAUCGAAGCAUCGGUUUAGAACCCACAUCGAAAUCAUGGGCAGGGUCAUCUUCUACGAGGACAGGAACUUCAUGGGCCGCUCCUAUGAGUGCAGCAGUGACUGUUCCGAUAUAUUCUCCUACCUGAGCCGCUGCCACUCCUGCAGGGUGGAGAGCGGCUGCUGGAUGGUGUACGAUCGCCCCAACUUCAUGGGAAACCAGUACUUCAUCAGGAGGGGCGAGUACCCCGACUACAUGAACAUGUGGGGCUGGGGCAACAACUGCAUCAGGUCCUGCCGCAUGAUCCCCAUGUACAGGGGCCCCUACAGAAUGAGGAUCUAUGAGAGGGACAACUUCAUGGGUCAGAUGAUGGAGCUAAGCGACGACUGCGACUCCGUCAUGGAUCGCUACCACUGGUCCAGUGGAUGCCACUCGUGCCACGUGAUGGAUGGCCACUGGCUCAUGUAUGAGCAUCCUCACUACAGAGGCAGGAUGUGGUACUUCAGGCCCGGAGAGUACCGCAGCUUCAGGGACUACGGCAACAUGAACUUCAUGAGCGUGAGGCGCAUCAUGGAUUCCUGGUAUUGAAAACCUCUAACAUGAAAAGCAAACAAUCAUUUGAAUAAACCCUCCAAAGCAGCAGAGCAAUAUUCGCAGUCUUUUGUUUGUUUUCUUGAAUCCGUAUGCUCUUACUAGAAAGCUGAAAUAGUCAGCAUUAUACACUGGUGAAUUAUCUGA